Molecule: messenger RNA, 903 nt
Organism: Trichoderma virens Gv29-8
Lineage: Eukaryota; Fungi; Ascomycota; Sordariomycetes; Hypocreales; Hypocreaceae
Exons: 3
Coding region: 1-903 (300 amino acids)
Source: RefSeq, a predicted model, not a curated record
AUGGCAUGGGUCGAUGAAGAAAUCUCCGUCUUUCUGGCCAAGCAUGAAUUUGGCUCGGAGUGCUACCGAUUUACUAGGCACUCAUCGCUCGAUUCCAAACAACAGCCGCAAAGCGGUGCUGCUGGUGGCGCCAUAAUUUUCAAUGGGAAAGUUAUGUUACUCGGCUCUGACAAUUUCUUGAGGGCGCCCAAAGAAAGAGAAUCUGAACUACUGCUCCUAAAGGAUUGUUCAAACGAUAACGAAAAUGACGAGAGUGAUAGUGAUAAUUAUGAACGCAACGAUGGCGACGAUAAUGACGAUACUGCUAUAAGACUUUUUAAAUCGAUGAGGUCGCAAGAGAGGCGACGGAAAUCUUCAAAAGCGGUCGAUCAACUUUACGCAAGAGGAGAACUCCGUGGGCUAUUAAUUGGCAAAACUAAGCCAGUUCUUCGGGAUCAUAGACUUUGGUACGCCCUUUUCGAAAUGGAUUUAGUUUCCUGCUCAGACUCGUUAUACAAUGAUGCAAUUCCGCUGGACGAUCUUAGUCGAAUUGAGCCUGGUGCCCGGGAAACAGAUGUUAUGACUGUAACUCCAAACGGUGGGGUUGUUUACGGGCAGUUGUAUGCCGCGGAAUUCGCCAACCCUAUCAUCUUUGGAGACGGCGGAUGUUGGGUCAGAGACAGAACGACCGGCCGCCUCUUCGGACAUAUAAUAGGUCAAUGCUCUAAUCUCUCUGCCAAUACUCUCAUUAUGCCCGCUAAAGAUGUCUUCGAACAUGCUCUCACCAAGUUACAGGAAAGAAAGCACAAGAAUCAGUUGCAUGAAGUGCAAGCUGGCAAAGACGGGCAAAUCCUCAUUAAGGUUGGGGGCGCAAGUGCGGGCUCUGAGGGCGGCUCGGUGGGUAUGGACUGUGGCAACAAGUGA